Molecule: messenger RNA, 783 nt
Organism: Naegleria fowleri
Lineage: Eukaryota; Heterolobosea; Eutetramitea; Acrasida; Naegleriidae
Exons: 1
Coding region: 1-783 (260 amino acids)
Cellular component (GO): post-mRNA release spliceosomal complex; catalytic step 2 spliceosome; Prp19 complex
Source: RefSeq, a predicted model, not a curated record
AUGCCCAAAAACAAGACAGAUUCUGAAUCAUCAUCAACAAAAUCUCUCGCUAAAGAACAAAACGAAGACGAAAAAUCAUCAUUCAAAGAAGAAGGUACUACAACGUCAAAUGUUGAUGAAAAAAAGAAACAUUCCGAUAAAUUGGACAAUCCAGGAUCAUCGGAUGAUUUGUCAAACAAAUUAGCAUCAUACUCCCAGAGAUUAUUUAAUUUACGACUACGAUUAAAUCAAGCCAAACAUGACAAUACAGAACAGGCCAUAGAAGAAUUUGAACAAUUAGAGUAUAAACCAAAACCAUUUUUCAAUCACAAAAAUGUAAUUGAAAAAGCAAUGGAAAUUCCAAAUGUAACGCUAGAAGAAUCUGAAUAUUUUGAAAAGAAGCGAAAGAGAUCACAAAAGAAAAAGCCAGAAGGAUGGGAGGCUUUAAAUAGUGAUUCACUAUACAAACUUCAUAAAAAACGAAUCAAGGAAACCAUUUCACAACAAGCAAUCGAAGAAUAUAAAAAGUCAUCUGCAAAAGAUUCAGAAGAAAAUUUACUUGCCUACGGUUCAUCUUUGGGAAAAGAUAUUUCAGAAGAAAACAAGGAGAUUAUGGCUAAUGAAUUGAAACAGAAAAUUGAAAAGAGCAAGGCUAACUACAGCAGAGAGCGAAAACAAAAUGACGAUGAAACUGUACUCUAUGUGAAUGACACCAACAAACGAUUUACCAAAUCUCUCAGCAAAGCCUAUGAUAAAUACACAGAAGACAUUAGAGGUAAUUUGGAAAGAGGAACUGCCAUGUAA